AAUACUUCGAGGCAAGUGAACAGUAACACGRGCAACAUCAAUAUUCAUGACUUCUCCUAGCGUCACUAUUCUUCAGUCAUGACUCUAGAUUCAAGAAAAUAUUGCCUUAAUAAUAACCCAGUAGAGAAGAAAAAGGCCAGACAGCUUUUAUUGAAAGAGGARGACAUUCCAAGUCAAUUCCGAGACCCGUUCAUCACCGAUGGCUACCGAAAACCUGGCUGUUCUUUUUGGCAAUGUUGUCGUAGUUUAUUCGAAGUUCAUAACGAAACUGUGAAUGUCUGGAGUCACUUAACAGCUGUUAUUUUCUUUGGAAUUUAUGCAGUAUCAGUAUUUACUACAUAUAAUCCACUUAAAGAUAAUUUUGUUUAUCCCUUGUUUUCUUUCGCUGCCGGCAUUUCAGCCAUGUUAACAAUGAGUUCUGCAGCUCAUUUGUUCAACUCGAUGUCUUCAAGAGCUCGCCAUAUUUGUUUCUUCUUGGACUACGCAGCUAUAAGUACGUUUACUUUCACCGCCGGCCAGGUAUUCUUCUUCUACUCAAGACCAACAAAUACAGAAUUUUACCCCCUGCAAUCACCUACUUUCUUCCUAAGUGUAUCAGCAUUCAUAUCAGCAAGCUCCACUUAUYUGUGCUGCGCCUCACGCCAUCAAUGGAUCCAACACAARUUUCUGAUAAGAACAGGAACUUACACCUUAACGUGGGCUCAUAACACCUUGCCUUUCAUUUGGAGAGUUUUAAUCUGCGAUGGGAUCACUGAUUGCAACCCUGUAGCUUACAGAUACUUCACAAGGCAGUUCUUGUGUUUCUUUGUGGCUGCGUUGUCCAAUGCUAGCAAGAUACCAGAGAGAUUUACUCCAGGCUGGUUCAAUAUAUUUGGACAGAGUCAUCACUUUAUGCAUGUGUUGUGUGCUCUGGGAUCUUUUGAUGAUUUUCUUGCUGUACAGACRGAUAUGAUUGGAAGAAGACAUGUCUUAACUUCAGAUCCUUCACUKGCASUUCCCACCUUUGCCAACAGCAUCUUUCUCAUGAUUGCGAUUCUUGGUAUCAACAUURCAAUUGUUGUGUGGUUUGCAAUUAAGUGCCCUGAACAUGAUUCUAAGCAUGACUACUUGAAAAGUCCAUCUUUGAUUAAGACCACCAAGCCUACAUCAUUGCAAAGCUGUUCCACUUGGACCGGAAGUGUACUAAGACCCAUAGGCUAUCAGCUUUAUAUCAAUAACAAUGCUACUUUAGAACUUCCAACAUCUCCAACAUGUACACCAUUAGGCUUUCCUACACCAUUUUUGCCACACAUGGGCAAUAUUUUAGGAUAUCUACCAUCAGAUGAAAGUAUUGUAGGAUAUAUUCCCAGCAAGAACUCUGAUAUGAAGUGCAGCAGUCUUUUGAAAAAACGCAAGAAGAAAAUGAACAAGCAUAAAUACAAAAAGAGGAGAAAACGUGACAAGUUCAAGAGRCGUAACUUGGAGAACAUCAAAGAAAGAAAAAGGCGAAUGAGGGAGAAGGCUGACGAGAGGGCUAAAAUUUCAAAAGGGUUAAGAAUGGCAUUAGUCAAUGGUCUUCGAAGUACUCAAAUAACYGAAGAGAAAUCUCGCCUAAAAGGUACUAUUGCAAAAUCUACCAAGAAGGAAUUGUUGCGAGACGAGGAAGUCGAAGAGGGUUAUAGAACUGUUUUCAUUCGUAGYGGCUAUCGAAGACCAGGAUUGUCGUUACAACAAUGCUUGUACAGUYUAACGAAGCCGUCUAACGAAACCAUCAAUGUAUGGAGCCAUGCCAUUGCUUUUUGUUUGUUUUUAGUUCGCUUCUAUCGAAUGUUCUUCAUCCAAGAUCAAAAGCCACUUGGAAGUCCGUGGUGCUAUCCGCUGUUAUGCUUUGCCACGGGUAUCCUAGCUUUAAUGGCAAUGAGCGCUAUCGCUCAUUURAUCAACUGUAUUUCWAUCACYGCACAUCAUACUGGCUUUUACUUGGACUAUGCUGCUAUAUGUGUUUACAGUUUCAGCGCCUCUCUGACAUUUUACUUCUACUCAAGACCAGCGAACUCUUCRUUCUURUUCCUCAAAUCACCYGUGGUCUUCUUGACUGUUUCGGCUUUAAUAUGCUGCAUUUCUGUUACAGUAAGCUGUAGUUCAAGACAUCGCUGGAAGAAAACAGGACAUGUUGUGAGAACAACGUUGUUUACWCUGUAUUUCUUUAUCGUAACACUGCCAUUUACCUAUCGAUUAGUGAGUAACAAUGAGCAACACGCCGAAUCUCAUCAUUACUUCGGCAGAUUGAUCGCCCAUUAUGUCAUCAGCGCUCUUGUAAACGUCACCAAACUCCCCGAAAGAGCAUUUCCAGGUUUAUUCGACUUUUUUGGACAAAGUCAUCACUUUCUACACRUAUUUGCAGCAUUUGCGGCGUCAGACGCGUUCAACGCAGUGUACGUAGACAUGGUGGAACGACAAAAGACACUCGCCCAUGAAGCACAGCCCCAUUUCUAYAAUACCAUUGGWAUAUUUGCUUUAGUUGUAGUCAUCAAUUUGUUGAUUGUAUCCUGGUUUGUGAGGUCGUUGAUGCGACAGGAAAAACAGAAAAAACAAUAAUUAUUAUUUAAUUUGCUGAAAGGGGAUGUAAGCGGAAGGCAGGUGGCAAGGUGGUGUCAUUGAACUGAGAAGGGGGGUAAUAUAUAAUACUGUUAUUAUUGUGUUAUUAUUAUUAUUAUUAUUAUUAUUAUUGUUGUUGUUGUUGUUGAUUUUGUGAUCUUUUUGUUUGUGUGUGUAGAGUUGUGCAAGCUAUGUAUUUUAUUGUGAUAAAUAAUUAUUAGCUUGACUAGGCUAUAUAUCAAGUAAUAAAUUAUAUAUGUAAUAACAAAGAGGCAAGAUUUGCUGUAAUUCCGAGUUUUGUGCUUACGCACUCAUCAGAAAGUAUAUUUAAAUUUAUCAGACAGGAUUAAUUAAAUACUCAGUCUGAUGAGCUUGUAAGCACGAAACUCAGAGUUACAGCAAAUCUUGCCUCUUUGUUACUAGUAUUAUAUACUUAGCUCUACACCAUAUGUGUAUUGAGCACUUUUUAAUGGGAUCAGCUACUUCCUUAUAUGAUUAAGUAAUAAAUUAUAAAACCUUGCAAAAGGCACUCAUUUUUAUGUAAUAAAUAAAAUAUGAGCAGGAGACCUGAAACUGCAAGAUGUAGUCAGGACGAUAAAGGUCGGACGCAAAUAUUUUAUAUUUUGCUUAUCAAAUUCAAACAUAAGCUAAAUCAUUAUUUUCUGAAAACUUCAGAUAAAAUAUCAUMUUUACUGCAAGAGAAACAUAAUUUAAAGUUGURUGCAAAUSAGGACAYUCAAGUCUCUUGCUCAUAUAGAUGUGGUGAUGGCAAGGAUUUUCUAUUGUGUUUACCUUAAUAUGAAUUCUUAAUGAAUUUGUUAUGACUAAAAAGAAUGUAUUUGAGCCAAACUAAAAAUUGAGGAAUAAAUUAUGUUUAAGUACUACCACAGGAAGCCCAUUCAUUGAUCAUGAGCUGCAAGUAUUGAGCAAUUAAAUAUUUGUGCUUARUUGAUGGUGAAUAUUAAUCCCUUAUGUUAUAGCCAUCAUUGUAUGGGCUUCCUGUGGUACUUCUCCAUUGGCCACUUAUUGUUAAAGAGUAAAUAUUGAGGUUGGGACUGCUAAAUAGGGGUAAAUAACAAAUUGAAAAUUACCAUUUAGUAUCUGAUUAUCAUAUUUGAAUCAUUGCACAUUGAUUAAGUUAUUUACUAUUUCAGGCAACGUCACAUCUGUAAAAUUAAAAAAAAAACAUUUAGCUGACUGUUAAACUAUAAUUUAAUAGAGGAAUAUUUGUGAAACUAUUUUCAGUUUCAUGUGCAAUGUAGUGCAACAAAAUAUCUAGAUAUAUAUUUGAAUCAAAAUUUGAAAUAAUAAUAAAUUAGGGUUUUGAUGUA
Exaiptasia diaphana is the source of this 3908-nucleotide messenger RNA. RefSeq lists its product as uncharacterized. The coding region runs from base 79 to 2577 and encodes 832 amino acids. Gene Ontology annotation, molecular function: signaling receptor activity. The record is from RefSeq and is a predicted model, not a curated record. The transcript is spliced from 4 exons. NCBI's taxonomy places the organism in Eukaryota, Metazoa, Cnidaria, Anthozoa, Actiniaria, Aiptasiidae. Gene Ontology annotation, cellular component: membrane.